Molecule: messenger RNA, 1463 nt
Organism: Rhipicephalus sanguineus (brown dog tick)
Lineage: Eukaryota; Metazoa; Arthropoda; Arachnida; Ixodida; Ixodidae
Product: pogo transposable element with KRAB domain
Exons: 2
Coding region: 159-1463 (434 amino acids)
Cellular component (GO): nucleus
Molecular function (GO): sequence-specific DNA binding
Source: RefSeq, a predicted model, not a curated record
CCCCCCCCAUUCCGCCCACACAACGCUGGCGCCACCACACAACACUGGCGUCUCUAGCCAUCGCUCUAGCCGUAGCCGUAGGCAUUAGGCUUGGUGUGUGUGAACGUGGUCACGUCGUACUCGUCAGUCGCCAUUUGUUCAUUGUGGUCAGCUUGCCGAUGAUGCGUUCCUACACGAUUGCGAAGAAAAUCGAGGUGGUGCAGUGGCAUCGCCAAGCUGGACGAAAUGUGCACGAGACUUCGCGGCACUUCAACAUCGAUCGGAAGCGGAUCCGCGAGUGGGAUGGAAAGUACGAAAGCUUGCUGCAACAAAACUUCGGCAAGUCAAAGUUACGACGCAAGCUGAGCAACGGUGCUCCUGUGUUUAGUGAGGAGCUGGACGACGCCCUGUUCGAAUUUUUUGAGCGCGAGCGAAGUGCUGGACGCGCUGUGAGUAACAGGCUGCUCGCAGAAGAGGCUUUGCGUAUAGCCAGGAGCCUGCAGCUAGGAAACUUCCACGCUUCGACCCAUUAUAUUGCCAGGUGGAAGCAGCGAUUUAGCAUCUCCAUGCGACAGGCAACAAACGAAAGCCAGAAGACGCCAGAUGACUACGCAGAAGCAGCACAUGCUUUUCGGUCAUCCGUGAACGAGUUGCGAUUGUGUCACGGCUACACACCAUUUAAUAUGGCCAACAUGGAUCAGACAAUGGUUCGCAUGGACUGUCCGGCUUCCCGAACGAACAACAACAUCGGGGAAAGUUCGGUACGGAUCACCAAUACUGGUUGUGCCCGGCGAGGUUUCACAGUUUCACUGACUGCCUGCGCAUCGGGCCACAAACUCCCGGCCUUCGUCAUUUUGAAGGAGCCGAGCGGCAAGAUUCCGACCAAGGCUUUUAUGAAACUUCGAGUGCCAGCAAAUGUCCGCGUGACUGCGUCCAAGAACGGGUGGAUGUCCUCCGACAAGUUUCAGGAGUGGUUGUCGAGGGUUUGGGGCCCUAACACCGACGACGUGAGGCGGUUGCUGGUGCUAGACCAAGCGCCUAUUCAUAAGACGCAGGCAGCAAGGGAUGCUUUGGACGAACGGGAGACGGACGUUGCAUACGUUCCGGCUUGCUGCACGAGCAUACUGCAGCCGGCGGACGUGUAUUGGAACCGGCCGUUCAAAGCCAACCUUCGCAGGAGCUGGGAGGAGUUCAUGCGUAGGGCUGAAAAAACUCCGAAAGGAAAUCUGCGGAAGCCGUCGCAUCAAGACGUCCUGGAUUUCGUGGCUGCGGCAUGGGAAGCUGUGUCAGAGGAAACCGUUGCCAAGAGCUUCAAGGGCUGCGGUAUCUCUAACGCGCUGGAUGGCUCAGAGGAAGGCUGUCUGCAUGGCCGGCUGUCCGACGUUGGCACCGUUCCCCCGGAACAUCGCGAUGGGCUGCAGGCCGAAUGCUGCAGCCUAUUUUUCGAUACAGACUCUGAGGACUCCUUUGACGGAUUUCAGUGA